ACGAAUCAAAGACUCACCAUGUCCACACAUUGAGUAACAAGGCGCAAUAAACUGUUAUUUAACAAAAAACAGCAAACUUCUAAAAACCGAAAUGUCAAUAUUACUAUUUGAAAAAACUUUUAUCUUCUUUACGUCGUUAAUUGUUUUCCAUGUAGAUGAGCAUUUUGCUAUUCAACAUCCACAAACUAAGCAAUAAAGCCAAACCUUUUCGUAAGCAAGCAAACCAAACGUAUUCGCAACUUUCACAAAAAAAAAAAAAAAAAAAAAAAAAAAAAAAAAAAACAACAACUAUAAUGAUUGGAUUUAAGGUUUCAUAAUCUAGAACAGCAUUCUUCCAAGUUCAAUUGGUAAAUUAACUGAUUUUGUUUCAGGAAACACUUGAUGAUACCAUUCCAACAAACUAAGGACACUUUACGAACAUUUCCUAAAAAAAAAAGAUAGUGAUGUGGUUACAAUCUGCUAGAUCCCAAUGAACCAUACUGAAAUUUAAAGUGCCAUGGAUUAAUCAACUACCCCUUGGAAUAGAGAUGGUAUUUCAGGCGACAUGAAAUUGACAUCUAUUCUUCUUCUUUCAUGGAUAAAGUUCUUCCUGUUCUACUCUGCCGCUUCGUUAUCAGGACAUGGGGAAAGCAGGUUUCACACGAGACAUCCCCACGCCAGCCUGCCUCACCGUCGCACCAUCCGAGCUGACAGGGACACCAACUACAGCUACGACAACUCGCAAAACACGGACAGCGCCGAUUUCGUGCAGAUUUACGCGAAGCAGAACGUUCAGCUGAUGCUGGAGUGCGCGGUUAACAUUAAUUUUAGUACGAGCAUUUGGCUGAAAGACGGUCAGAUUGUGCAGACUCUGUUGAAACAGAACACGAACGGUAAGAGGGUGCUAGAGCAUAGGUUUUUAGUGGACGCGACAGGCAGCCUGUUCAUCGACAACGUGAGGCUGGAGGAUGACGGGAGGUGGCAGUGCGAAGCGGAGGAUGCAUUCGGAUUCGUCGUCACUGGGAAGCCCAUUCAGCUCACGGUGCUAGAUGCUCCCAAGAAGGCCUACCUGAUGAUCGACAACAGGAUCUUGGAUCCCGGAAACCCCUUCAUCCCCGUGAAGGAGAACUCCGAUCUGACGGUCUCCUGUGUGGUAGACGAGGGCAAUCCUAAACCAGCGCUGUCCUGGGAGCUACGACUGGGUUCUCUGGCCCUUCUCGACGUGCCGGAGAUCCCUCUGGACGUGCUCAACAUCACCGAGACCCAGAGGGAGCAGAAUGUGGGCGCCAGGUGCGACGCCAGCGUUGGUAGGGUUCUGAGGACGCACCACAACGCAACACUCACCUGCUUCAUACAUCAUAUCGCACUCGAGCAAGCGCUGAACGUGUCUGUUCUACUCAACGUUGAAUACACGCCAUCGUUCGCAAUAUCGAGGGAGCCUGGUUUCGGGAUCCCAAUCAGGGAAGGUAUUCCUGUAUCCCUGAAGUGUGACGUGGACGCAAACCCCAGAGCCAGUCCUGUCUGGCAGAAAGACGACGACAGUCCGCCAGUUCAGCAGAGUCCAGACGGAUACUUGAACUUCACGGAAAUUAGGAGAGAACACAGUGGCUGGUACAAAUGCGUAGCCAGGAAUAGGCUGGGCAGAUUUUCCAGCAUAGGAUAUUUCCUCAACGUUAGAUCUGAACUAGAGGUGACUCAAGAACCGGAGUUCGAUAUUGGUGAAUUGAGUUCAACUGGCAGGCAGAUCGAGGUAUCCCUUGGCGGAGCUGUCCAAUUAGCUUGUCCUCCAGGAACUAGUGGCUGUUGGACCAGACUUGAACCUGGUUCCGGUCGUUUGCAGCCAAUGGGCGCUUCCCAGGAGCUUCGUCUUGACAGGGUCAUCUACCAGGAAGCGGGCGAAUACCGAUGCGUUGCUCCCAGCAGGGAAAACACCAAGCGUCUGGAUUCCUUGAGGAACAUGAUAUCCUUCGAAGUUGUCGUGAAAGGGAAGCCAGUUGUGACUCCAGUUCAUAAAAACGUCACGGCCGUUUUUGGUCAACCGCUCACGUUGACGAUGGAGUUCUGCGCCAACCCCCCCUUCAAUAAGGCCUUCUGGAUAGCCAAAAAUAAGGUCUACAAGCCAGGAGAUGCUGACACCACUGUGAUUGCUUAUAGAAUAACGAAUUCCUCUGCCCCCCACUGCCACCAAGCCGUGCUGUUCUUAACGAAAGUGUCGACGGCCGACGUUGGAGAGUACACGUUUAUGGUCCGUUCACCAAACGGUCUAUCCGAAGGAAACUUUUUUGUAAAUAUGACAUAUGCUAACGGAUACAUAGUUCAUACAGAAGCCACAGUAUCGCUGAAUGAAACACCCAGUAACUUUGCCAAAAUGUACUUUAUAAGUGUUAUAUUUUUAUUACUGAAUUGUUACUGACUGACUUAAACGAAGAAAGCGCACAUUGUGGUAUACACGUAGUGACAUUGACAAGUGACAAUUGGUCCAUUUGUCAUAUGUCAAUGUUUGAUGUGAAAACAGGAUUUUCAUGCAAAAAUUGUUUGAUUCUGAGAGAACAAACAAGUUGUCUCCGAUUAAUGACUACACAUAGUUAUAAUUUACGCCGAUACAGAAGAAACUAAUUAAAAAUUUAAAAGGAUACAAAUAGUCAACCAAUGAGAAUUCUGCAAACCCUGGCCAUCCACCAAAUUAUUGCCCAACCAACCAAUGGGCAUAACAAUUUUGAAUGAAAAUCUCAAGAGUAUACUAUUUUGAACACAUAAUUGGACAGAAAUCAAUUUUCUUGUAUAUUUCAAAAUAAAUAAAUGUAUAGUUUUAUAUUGGUUCCAGUUUUUACAUGUAUAAAUCUGUUGAUAGAUCAAGCUUAAAUGUUAAGAUGAAUGUAACUAAUAAUAAAAUAUACGUCCAACCACAAAAGCUGUAUUUUUAUUACAUAUUUCAAAGUUAGAUCUAUGUGGAGGUAACUCAGAAAAAUAUAGCUUUCUGUUCUGUAUCAUUUUUGAACAGCAUUGAGACCAAGCAAAAUGCUGCAUAAAAUAAAAUAUGGAAAACUACAACAAGAUU
Coccinella septempunctata (seven-spotted ladybird) is the source of this 3037-nucleotide messenger RNA. RefSeq names its product hemicentin-1 (gene tei). Gene Ontology annotation, molecular function: cell adhesion molecule binding. Gene Ontology annotation, cellular component: cell-cell junction. The coding region runs from base 545 to 2392 and encodes 615 amino acids. The record is from RefSeq and is a predicted model, not a curated record. NCBI's taxonomy places the organism in Eukaryota, Metazoa, Arthropoda, Insecta, Coleoptera, Coccinellidae. The transcript has 9 exons. Gene Ontology annotation, biological process: cell-cell adhesion.